Erigeron canadensis is the source of this 5157-nucleotide messenger RNA. Its product is annotated as protein SCAR2. The transcript is spliced from 9 exons. NCBI's taxonomy places the organism in Eukaryota, Viridiplantae, Streptophyta, Magnoliopsida, Asterales, Asteraceae. The record is from RefSeq and is a predicted model, not a curated record. Gene Ontology annotation, biological process: positive regulation of Arp2/3 complex-mediated actin nucleation; actin cytoskeleton organization. Gene Ontology annotation, molecular function: actin binding; protein kinase A regulatory subunit binding; Arp2/3 complex binding. The coding region runs from base 219 to 4721 and encodes 1500 amino acids. Gene Ontology annotation, cellular component: cytoskeleton.
CAAGUCACACCAUUCUCUCUCUCUCUCUAAAGAGAGAGCUGGAUAUUCAAUACCCCACACUCUCUCCGUUUCACUUUCUCUCUCUAAACAUUCCUUUCUAGUUUUAAACAAAAUUCUCCUUAUUCCAUGCAUUCUCAACAUUGACCUAUACAUAUACACACACAUAUAUAGAUAUUAAUAAUGAAUUUGACGGAAAUUGUGUGAAAUCAGAAGAAGAAAUGCCGAUAGAUAGAUACUCGAUAAGGAAUGUGUAUAGUUUAGCUGAUCCAGAGCUUUACAAAGCUUCUGAUAGAGAUGAUCCUGAAGCUUUGCUUGAAGGUGUUGCCAUGGCCGGUCUCGUUGGCCUUCUUCGCCAGCUCGGUGACCUUGCUGAGUUUGCUGCUGAAAUUUUCCAUCAAUUGCAUGAAGAAGCGAUGGCAACUGCGGCUAGGGGCCAUGGUCUACUGGUACGCGUUCAGCAGCUUGAAUCGGAAAUCCCUUCUAUUGAAAAGGCAUAUCUGUCUCAAACUUCCCAUUCAGCAUUUUUUCCCAAUUCAGGUAUUGAUUGGCAUCCUACCCGGCAUACAACACAGAAUCUUAUCACUACGGGAGAUUUACCUCGAUUUGUCAUGGGUUCUUAUGAAGAAUGUCGUGGUCCACCUCGAUUAUUUCUUCUAGACAAGUUUGAUGUUGCUGGUGCGGGGGCAUGCUUAAAACGCUACACUGACCCAUCAGUUUUUAAAGUGGAAGCAUCAUGCUAUGAAAUUGAAACUGCUGAUACCCAAAGGGAUAAAAGAAGCCGCAAGAACAAGAAGGGAUCAAAUUGGAAUGCGGGAGAGACUCCAGAUGUUUCACAGCCUUCACAUGUCAAACUCCAUCAAUUGUUCCUGGAGGAACGAGUGCAGACUGGUGCACUUGAACCUGCACGUCGUGUAAAACUGAAGAAAAGACUAAACAGUUCUCCAUUUGACUCAGGAAGUGGAGAAAGUUACAUGAACAAGGUAAUAAGUUCUUCAUUAGACCUUGAAAGUGGAGAAAGUUACGUGAAGAAGCUGUUCAGGUCUUCAUUAGAGGAUCAAGAUGUCCCUGAAGGUGUUCUUCGCCCCUUACCUUUAACUUUGACCUUUGAUACCUCUAUGGAAUCAAGGCUUGAAAUACCUGAUGAUAAUAUCAUGGGCUCAAUGUUAGGGUCACCAAUGCAAAGUAAAAGUCCAUGUGUAUCCUCAAGCUUAGAGAAGACUGCCUAUGAGGGUUCCACAGAUCAUCGUCUGAAAACUGGAAUUCAUGAAGAGGUAGAUGAGAAGCAAAUAGCAGUUGAUGAGGAAAUUAAAACAGAUGGUUUUCAGAAUGGUCACGCAUCUGAUGAUAUAGCAAGUGAGACAGAAAGCUACAUGGACGCUAUUGCUACAAUGGAUUCAGAACGUGAUUUAAACAUAAAUGACGGAACGUAUUCUGAUGCUAACAAAGAUCAACUUCAAUCUCAAUGGUCAGCUUCUCAAUCUAUAGAGAGCUUGACAGCAUCUGAUGAGGGAAAUAGCUCUAUCACAAAGAACAUAACUAUGUCUGCGGAUUCUGAUACAGCAAGUAUUUCAACUGGGAAUACCUCUCCAGUUGGUGCAGAUUUGUCGCCUCGGCCGUUUGCAUGUAUCGAAAUUCCUUUUCGUCCACGAGUUCCACCCAUUGCUGAAAACAUUCUGAUGAUCGAACAUCUGGAAAAUGAUGUUACAAGCGAUACAUGCAUUGAUGUCAGAAAGCCAGCCAUUAGCUCAGAGGCUGCUUCAGCUCCGCAUGUUGAUCAAUUAGCUAUGUUGGAGGAAGGUACUUCAAACAAAACAGAUUUAAAUGAAGUAUCCUUAAACGAUAUUGAAAUUCUUGAUAGUCCUAAAAGAAGUGAAGUCCAUCAAGGAGAUCUGGAAGUUGCUGCUGUACACUCAGACUUUCUUCCAACAGCUGUUGAUGAUCUAUCUUCUUUCUCAUUUGUCAAAAAUCUCAAGGGUGAUGUAGACGAUAAAUACCCUAAUGACACUUCGAUCCCCAUGAUAUCUCUUCCCAACAUUUUUGACUCGAAUGAAGUCCAAUAUGCAGAGGGGUAUCGUGGCAAAGAUUCUGUUGACAGUUUAUGUAGUUCGCCUCACUCAGAUACUUCACAUGUGGACACUGUGGAGGAGCAGCCUAGUGACAUUCAUGAUUCAAAGGUAGACCAUAGUGACAGUACUUUCUGUGAUGAUGUUCCUGUCGCAGAAGAGACUCCAGAUAGAUCUGGCAUACAUUUGUUACCUGAACAUCGUUUGAAAGAAGUAGGUGAUGGGGAAUCACGUAUGUAUGAUUCAGUAGAAGCCGCAGUUGCAUAUUCUAGCGAAAAUGAAAGAGAAUCAAAUAACUUGGAACUUGAAGUUGGAACUUGUGCUGUCUCUGAUCUUGCUGCCAAAGAAGAAGCAGAAUUACAGGAGAGGGAAAUAGAAUCAGGGAAUACUGUCCCUGACCCUGAUAAUGUUGAUAGAAAUGAUGGUAAGGAUCUUGGAGAUGAUACAGAAUUGGAGGGAAGAGACGUAGACAUUGUUCACUUGGAUAUGCGAGCAAGUGUUCCAUUUUCCUCCCCAAUUGAUGUUGAUAAGCAUAAGGAUAGUGGUUGUUCUAGUCUCGAGGAUUGCUCAGUUAUCAAUCACUUAUGUAUCCUGCAAGAUUCCAAGGAAUCUGGUGAACAUGUGGAAGUAGAUCAGCUUUGGGUUAUCUCUACUGAUCUAGAAAGUGAUGUUGAUAGCACAUCUUUGAAUUCAAAAAUAUCACAGGAUCAUAGAAAUCAAGAAGCUGUUUUACAUGAUUUGGUCUCUCAACCUGUCGACGUUGCUUGUGAUCUUUCAAAUGUACUAAUGCUUGAUGGUACUCCUGACUCAACUGUCUCCACAGAAGUUGUCCAUAACGUAGAUUCUAAAUCUUAUGAAGAGAAGAUAGACCAACCCAAUGAUCAGAUUGACAGAUUUGGACUUGCACGGUCAUCUCCUGACUUAACUGUCUCCACAGAAGUCGUCCUUAACAUAGAUUCUCUACCUCUUGAAAAUAAGAUUGACCAACCCAAGAUUGAUAUACUUGAAGCUGCAGAGUCAUCUCCUGGGGAAAAUGAGGUUGACCAAUCCAGUGGUCAAGUUUCUGCCAGAGUAGUUUUUCUAUCUUUUGAUAAUAAGAUUGACCAACCCAAUGAUCAGAUUGACAUGCUUGAAGCUGCUCAGUCACCUCCUGGGGAAGAUAAGGUUGACCGAUCCAGUGGUCAACUUUCUGCCAGAGUAGAUUCUCUAUUUCUGGAAAAUAUGAUUGACCAACCCAAUGAUCAGAUUGACAUAUUUGAAGCUGCAAAGUCAUCUUCUGGGGAAGAUAAGGUUGACCAAUCCAGUGGUCAACUUUCUGCCAGAGACUCUCAGGUGUUAUCCCAGCUGGAAUUUUUGACUCACGUAGAUCAUGAAAUACUCUAUGAUACUCGUUCUAAACCAUAUCAAGUGAACCUUACAUGCCAAAGUGUAGCACAGGAGGAAGAUCAAGGGAAACCUGUUCAAAUACAAGGCUUGCAAUCCUCUCCUGAAUCUUAUCCAGCUCCUGUUUCUGAGAACCCACCUACAACAGAGUUGCUGCAAGGGGACACUCCUUAUGUUGACCUAUCUGAUCAAGUCAAACAUCAAUCAGCUCCAGUGUUAUCUGGUUUAGCCAUACUUCCCCAGCUAGAUUCGGUCAAACAAGAAAAUAUGCCACCAUUGCCUCCUCUUCCGCCUAUGCAAUGGAGAAUGAGACUGCCCCCAACAGAUGGCGGUCAACGUAGAGAUGAUCACUUCCCACCAACUUUUUCAUUUACACCCAGUGAACAUCCACAAGUGGUUGAUCGUUCAACAUUAGAUGAAAUGAUAAACCUGAAUACAGUAAAUCAGAAAUCUCAACAUAGCAUGGGAGGUGUCAAUCAAAUGUUAUCACCCGAGUCUAGCUUACACACAGAAGAUGAAAAGUUAUCUGUAUCAUCAGAAGCAAAAGUAACACAAACAGAAGUUAAAACGGCGCAUGCUUCUUGCAUUCUAAAUAUUUCCGACCAAGAAGUGUUUGAGCCACAGUCGAAACCUUAUUCACUUCCUCCUGUCGUUAACAUAUCUGAUAACUCCCCACCAGUUUUUGCAUCGAUGUGCAACGAAGAUCCCCACAUGGUUGGUCACUCAAGAGAAGAUGAGACAAAAUAUCUGAAUACAGAAAAUUCAAAACCUGUCAGUCAAAUGUCAUUAUCUGAUUCCAGGAUACACACAAAAGAUCAUGAUAAACAAUUUGUAUUAUCAGAAGAAAAAUUUGCUGAAAACUUGGUGCCAGAAGCAGCAGCGCAAACAACUUCUGUCCAGGAAAAUCUUCGGCCAUCAACAAAUGCUUAUUCGUUUCCUCUCGAUGUUGAUGAAAUGGCAAAUAAUAUUCAGCCUAUGAAAAUACAGCAACCUCGUAGUCCUCUCAUUGAUGCAGUUGCUGCUCAUGACAAAACCAAACUGAGGAAGGUCUUAGAUCGUACCACAACUCAAUCACCAAUAGAAGAGGAACAUGACACGAUACUGGAUCAGAUACGGGCAAAGGCCUUUAAGUUGAAACCAGCAAUCCAGACUAGGCCAGCAAGUAUUCAGGGUCCUAUGACCAAUUUGAGAGUAGCUGCUAUUUUAGAGAAAGCAAAUGCGAUCCGCCAGGCAUUUGCUGGAAGCGACGAUGACAGUGAUAGCUGGAGUGACUAAUGAAAAGGAAACAUUAAUCAAGACUCUCAGGUCUUCAUAUAAUCAUACCAUUGUAGUUAAUCCCAUCAUUCUUUUACAAAUCCCCAAGAUAUCGAAUAUUGUUGAUGGGGGUUUGUGGCAAUCCACAUCAUUUCUUCUGAUCUGCCACUUCACUCUCUGUUUGGUACAACGUUUUUCUUGUCUUGUUGAUUCAAGCGGAUACAAUUCUCAAUCAUAUACAUGUACAAAAGAUAAAAUGAGUGAGUUUAGUGAGUAAGAAUGAUUCUGAUUCUUUUAGCUGUAUAUGGGCGUUUAGGGUAAAUUCAAUAUGUGAUGCACAUUUGUGCUGGAGGAGUUCUCGAUUUGAUGAUAGUCUUUGUAUGCAAAUAUAACAAUCUUUUUUCAAUCCAAAAUGUAUUGUGGAUAUGGUAUAUGUAGCGUGUUUAUACUUUGUUUA